Molecule: messenger RNA, 857 nt
Organism: Apodemus sylvaticus (European woodmouse)
Lineage: Eukaryota; Metazoa; Chordata; Mammalia; Rodentia; Muridae
Product: cancer/testis antigen 55-like
Exons: 5
Coding region: 138-857 (239 amino acids)
Source: RefSeq, a predicted model, not a curated record
UGAGAGCCUCCCUUUAGCCAUAUACUUUCAUCUCACAGAGGCUAGGGAAGAGGACCAUAUACCAAGAGUCAGAAAAAGGAAGCCUGCUGAGUCAUCUGUAAGCCUUCGGCAUUGCCCAAGCUGAUGGUGAUACCACCAUGCUUAAACUUCUACGGUGGGCAUCUGCAUUCUUUCUAAGGAGGAACAUGUCUGAAGAAACAUCACAGGAACAGCCUCUAGAUAACUCCAAGUUUAAGUCCGUUCAGGGUGUUGUAACCUCUCUGUGUAUGGACUAUGGCUGGAUUAAUGAAUCCAUAUUCUUCAAAACGGAAGCAAUCACUGAUGACGGGCCUCUGGACAUUGGUUCAAAUGUCCUUGCAUUUGUGGAAAAAGAUGAAUUAACUCAUAUCCUGAAAGCAAUCACGGUGAAACCUAUAAAUGAUCUUUCUGAUAAAAGUGAUCCAUCAAAUUUUGGCAAGAGACUUUGUAUUAAAUGUGUCAGCUUCAUAACUGAGGAUGAUGUCUAUAUCAACAAUGACACCUGUUUCCCGUUAUACAUGUUUUCAGGAGCAUUUAAGCCUUUCAAAGGAGACUUACUGCUCAUUGAGUAUUCCACCAACCCAGGCACGUCAAAGAUCAAUAUCCACUCUGUGAGCCCGCUAAACUCUCAGUAUAUGGACGAGGUUUGUGUUACUAGCAUUGAUGGAAGAAAUGGCGUAGUGGAAGCCAACAUCUUCUUCACCUUGGAUUCUCUCCAUACUCUCCCUGGAUAUACACCCAGAUUGUACGACAUUGUGAACGCUACUGUGAUAGACAGCAUCCAAUCCCACUACUCUCGUAGGGUGGUAUCCAUGACACCAGUGGAUAUGCUGUAUUAA